CACAAGUGUCAAACGAGAUAUCGCCGUGAGUGGACGGCUAUGUAAUUUUUAAUUAAAAUUAUGAAAAUAUAAACGAAACAUCAAUCAAUUUGCAUUUUAAAUUAACAAUCUGGUUGAACACCAUUGAUAUGGUUUGAAAAACAAUUUUUAUCAGUGGAGUGGAGCAAGACAAACGUGCAAAAUGGCUAAGGAAAUGAUGAUAGUGUUUGUGUAUGACACACUAUGCUGUACAUCAGAGGAAGAUGAUCCCAUCAAUGCGGUGCUUUACUUCCAUCCAGGAUGGGUGUCCGACACACAGCGACAUGCCCUCGCUGGACAGGUGGUAGGUGCAGCACAUUGCAUCAAGACGCUAUUCUCGCAGCCGGUAGCCAUCACGCUGCAGAGCGGCAAGUUUAUCAUCAGGGAGUACGGCAGAUACAUACUCGCAAUAGGCAGUGACCGAAACAUCCCCGACUGGGUGUUAAAAAACCGCGCCAACCUGCUGACCUCCAUGAUAAAAGUCUACCACGGUGACCUGCAAGUCCUCGCCAGUCAGAUGGAAGAUCAGAAGCGAUUGUCAGAGAAACUGUACCAAGUCUUUGAGACUUAUUUACCGGUGCUGCAGUAUGGCUGUCAUAUAUUUCAAAGGGUGCCUAUGUUGACGCUGCCGAAGAGUGCUACAUCUGUUUAUAUGGAAUCCAUGCAAAUACUGGAACACUGUAGGAAAAGCAAGGGCGUGCUGGGCGGCGUUAUACUUUACAAUAAUAAAAUAAUCUCGACGCAACUGCCUCCAGGCCUGACAUCCUACCUGACCGUAGUAGACCCCUACAGGAUAAAGUCUCCAGCCGAGACCUUGGACACAGAGACACCCUUGCCUCUUGGUGCUCAACUACUGGUGGUCUACGUCGGGAAGAAACUGUACGACAGCUUGAAGAAGCAGGUGGAAAAGAUCCAGGAGUUCCACAGCAAUGGGGAGGAAAUGAUUGCUAGGUUUAAAAAGAAUCAAGAAGCGGAACGUGAAAAACAACGAGAGUUCCCCCAAACUGGAAUGAAGAGAGACAAGUCUCUACUCUUCACCGCCGUCCCCGAGGAAGAUCACACCAUGAUAUCUCCCCCAAGCCGGGAGGAACGAAACCCCGACAUUGAGAGGAAACCCCCAACUAUGCCGGACGUAGUCCCCUUCACAAAUAAACCAAGACAACGACCAACGAAGCUUUCUCUCAGCUUCAAAAACCAAAAAUCUCUAGACGAAGAACUACAAGAAAAUGACAAAGUCUUUACAGGACAAACUAGUGUUUGUUCCACGCCCAUGGUCGAAUAUAAGCGACUGCACGGCAAUAUUCUCUCCAUCUGCCAAAUACCAGAAAGCCAACAGGAUAACGACAAAACAGAUUUAGAACCAGACGUACUCAAAAAUAUAGAAGAUACCAACAGAAUUAAUCUUGAAAACGAGAAACGGGACAACAAAAUGGUUUUGGACAUCAACUGUAUUGCCGACCAUUAUAUCAAUAAGCCUGAACCGAUAAGAAAGCUGGCCAGUGUCACAGAUCUACAGGAAACUAUUAAAAAGUUAUCGAACCGCGCGACUUCCAAAUUCAAAUUGAAACGGUCGAAAGUCUCCCUGAAUGAUGAUACUCCGUCCCCCGAACAUACUCCUAAGAACCCUAGCACUAUGACCAUAAACGAUCCUCUUUUCCCAGUGUUCAGAAACGACGGUGUUGCCAUAUCAGAGUCCCUUUUCAACCAGUACUUAGAACAGCACUAUUCGAAAAUGAAACAGGAUUCCAACGACAAUAUGUUUACAUUCAACAUGAAGUUAUGUGAACAGGAGAAGUUCGAAGAUUUCGAUUCGGAACUCAACCGGUCUCCUCAAAGGACUCCUAAGCAUAUAGCUAAAGAUUCGUCAAAGACGUUGCCAACGGAUCAGUCUAGGAGGAAAUCUUUAUCUUUACCUUUGAAGUCCCUAAACGAGAGUACAGACUCCCAGAUUAGUUCUGAGACUGAGGCUACGAAUUUUAAGAAGAAAUUGACUGGAGUACAACUGACGCCUUUGAUGGAGAAACUGAGUCAUUUGGCGUUUUCUGACAAGUCUAGUGGGUAUAGUAGUCGGGUGAUGACGCCGUUGGAACUGCGAGAGUUUUUGACGCCGGCUGCUGAGAGACAAAUCACUUUUACUGAUAGACCAAAAGCGCAGCGGCAAGACUCCGAAAGCGACGACGAUUCGGACGCGGAUCUAGAGAUACUACCGGAGUACAGCAAGCACGCAGUCAAGUGUGCGCUGUUCGUUAGCGGCCUGCAUAACAUGGCGCUGUUGGCGCUUAUCGAUACUGAGGCUGCUAAUAAUGUCGAUACUAUCAAUACUUUGUGGGAAACCUCCCUAAACGCGCUAGGCCCUAUAGAACAAAAAUGCAUGGAGCCGUUAGCAGCCGUAGGCGACGCGACGGACUACAGCUACCUGACGCUGGACCCCGACUGGGGCACGGUGCGCAAGGGCGGGCCUUGGGCCGCGCUCGACAUCGCCACCAUGGGCCUCAUACACAACGAGUUCGCUGACGACCCUGAGAUGUCAGAGUUUAUAUUGAGGAGUGACGAGAGCGUAGUAGUAGGCUCAGCAUGCGGCGGAGCUCAGGUAUACUACCAGGAGCGCGGGUCCCGCGUGGCGGGCCCGCCGCUGCCCUCCGACGCGCUCGCCGCCGCACCACUGCGGGCGCGGCGCCGGCUGCACCGGGACCACGCCACGCUGCUACUAUAAGGACUUACGAAGCUUGGACUACCUAAUACAGGUAGGUAUCCAUCGUAAACACGGCUGAAGAUUUUGGAAAGCCAUAAAAAUCAGUAUGGUUAGAUAGAUAUUCUACAGAAUGGACUGUUUUUUGGUGGGAAAUCGUCAAAUGACCACCCUCUGAGGGAAAGUCACACAAGAUUAUUACUAACUGAAACCCACCAUGUUUCUUCGGGAGCCCUCUAUGAGCUAGGGCCGCGGUAACUUUAAAACAAUCCCGCAGAAAGAAAGGACACUUCCCUUCUAUCUUUCUAGGGAAUUGAUGGGAUUGUUAUGACAAACUGAGAAGUAGUAAGGCCAUGUUCCCACUGCGCCGGACCGGCAGAUCUGCCGAAAACCGGACACCGGACAGAGUGUUCACAUUACAUCGGAUUACGGGAAGAAAUUCAGACAGUGCUUCAGUUGAAUUUGGACCUGCGCUUAAAAUGGACGACGAAAUUGUUGUGUUGUGGUGGUAUCUUAAUAGAAGGCAAAAUCAAAGAAAACAUUGGGUACACCCUAUUUUACGGGAAGAUUAUUUUUCACUUGGAACACUUGAAACACUAAUGGGUAAACUUAGAAGAGACGAAUGAAAGUUCUUCAAUUAUUUUCGAAUGACAGCAACCACUUUUGAUGAUUUACUGGGACGACUAGACAUAAGAGUACGAGAUACAAGUUUCAAAGAAUGUAUUUGCCCAGAACAAAUGUUUGGCCCGGUCGUUCUGCCGGCAAUUCGUAGUGACAAAACUCUCGGUAAAAAUGCCGGGCCCGGCAAAAAUGCCGGACCCUUGAUAAUGUGAAUAGCUUCAUAUAAAUUGUACAGCCACUAGCCCUUCCGGCAGAUUUACCGGAGCGGCUGAUCUGCCGGUCCGGCGUAGUGGGAACCUGGCCUAAGGGGUAAAUUAAGUCGUUGGAUAAAUAAGUGUUGUAAACAGGUAUAGUGAAGAAUUUGUAUGAGUUUUAUAGAAUUGAUGUUGUGUACAGAUAAUACUCAAUGAAAACUGAAACGCAAUUUUAGUACAUUCCAGUAAUUGAGAACGUAUUUGUGUAGGAAAGUCAGGAACAUUGUAUGAUAACCAGGAAGAAACUACUAACUAAGAACGUUACUUACAGAAGGAUAGAUUAUCUACUCUGUUAUUUAACGAUAAUUUAAUCUAUUUGUAGCCAUUUAGAGUUCUCCAAACAAUAUCACAUAUCUUAUCCCGUUAUAUUUAAGAAGCUAUCAAUUUAUGUACCUACACAGUACCAAAUAAUGUACCCUGUACCAAAUACCAUUUGUUGAAACUAUCAAGUCAGUUUUAUCUUUGUUAUACUUACCUACUUAUUUUAUUAUUUGAAAUCCAUAUGAAUCGAAGUUAUUUUUGUAUUAGCACCUAAGUUAAUAAGUACAUUAUUUUGUGAUAUCUUGAUAUUGUUUUGUAUCACAACGUUAGAAUUUAUUUUCAUAAUCUAGUACUCAUCUAGAAAAUAUAAUUUAUUAUAAUUUUUUACAUGAAAUGAAAACUAUACAUUGCAUUUUCAUAAUCGAUGGAAUUCAAAUUAGAAUGUUACCCGCGUAAAGUGCUUGUAAAUAUUGCCAAAUUGUUGUCUAAACGUAAGAGUAAUUAGUUUUAUGGGUGUCACUGGUGUCUGUAUUAUGAAGUAUUUGUUGUAGGUUUAUACAAGAACGCUUAUUUUCAUGAAGAUACAUAACAGUGCAGCUUUGCUAAGUCCCGUUUGCACUAAUAUCUAUGACCGAUUGAACCGAGAUUUCUCUACAGAAAUUGGGAAAGUUGUUACACUAGUAGAAAUAGUGAAAUGAAUUAUUAGAUAUUGCUAGAUUUUCUUUCAAAAGUACAUUGCAAUAUUCCGAUAAUAUGAGUAGAAAGAUCAACUUAAUUGCUUUUACGGGUUUAGAAAUAACCUCUAGGGUUAUUUAGGUCCAUCUAUAAAAAUAUACCUUCCUAGCUAAUAAUUCUAGCAGUAGUUUAUAUCUGCAUCGUAGACUUAAUUAUUUCGAGCUCAUUCUAUUCUUGCCACUAGAAAUAAGUUUGGCCAACUCUAGUUUAGUGUUGCUAUAGAGAAAGGUGUUGCCAAAUUGAUAUUUAUUUUCAUAGACAGCUGAAAAUCUAGUCCUUCCAGAUAACUUGUAGUGUUGACUUUUUUAAAACAGCUUGUAAGCUGUAGAGGAAUCCUUUGUAAUGUGACGGUCCGUUAGAAUUUUGUGGUAGACAUUUAUUUGGAAGUCCCCAUAUGGUCAUAAAUUAGCGGUACCAAAUCUGACAUACCAUUGAAUUGAAUUGUUUGAUGAUUUUUCUUUUCAAGAGUAUUAUUCAUUCAGUUGGGGAUCGCCGCAUUUACCUAACGAGGUGCUUAUUGAUUUAUUAGCUCAUUUUGAGCUCAAACACAGUUUGCUGAAUUCUAACGGACUGUUAAUAAAUCAUUCAAGUAGAGAAAGGCUGUUGCAGCUGUACUUAUAUUUUCUAUACGUUUUCUAACUGAUCCAUUUAGCGUCUAUUUCCAGCUUAGCUCUAAGUAUAUAUUGUUGUAAUGUUGCUUGCCAAGUACCUAAAGUGUACUCUUAUUUUAACAGUAUUAUAUUUAUGCAUUCCAGAUGUUUGAAGCAACUGUUAUGAUUUGAAGCCGCAAUAUUGAAAAUAGAUUUCCCUUUUUUAUUACUUUAUACAAACCACACCACUUUUUCUAAACCUACUUUAUGUAGAUAUAGUAAGUUCAACUCAGUCGUGCGCGCGGCCUUUUGUGUGGGUAAUCCUUGUACAUAUACAGUGACUUUGUGUGCGUGACAAGAGGUACAGUCAGGUACAAAUACAGUUAUUUCGGGGUUGUAUACAGGUGUUUAAGAAAAAUAGUUAUAACGUAAUUUAGUGUUAAUCUUUUUAUAAUGAUUCUGAAUCGCCACUUGAAAAAUCAAAUGAUGAAUUUUUGGAUUCGCUACUUUCCAAGGUGAAUUAUAAAUUCUGACUCCAUGUCAAAAUGUCUAUAGUAUUCUUCUUUAUUCUUUUGUACAUGUCGACAAAUAUUACCCCACAUCCCUUAAUCAAUUUGAUUUAAACGUUCAUUUAUGAGUUUCAUUAUUUCCGUCUUAUUUUGGUCGACAUUAUGCGAAGCAAUAUAAUUUUUUAAAAUUCCCCACACAUUUUGUUUACAUUAUUAUACACGAUUACGUUUUUUUUUUUUUACAUUCUUAGUCCACACUUUUAUUUAUUGUCCGCGUACCCCGAGCUAGAAAAUAUGUAAGGAGUAUUUAAUUCAUCUUAGAUAUUUCACGUCAUUUAUUUCUUAGACACUGUCAAUGUCAAUUUGAAAAGACGUAUGAGAAAAUAAUGAAAAACUGUAAAAUGUUAUAAUAAAAAGCUUUGAAUGUUUCAUUUUUUGAAACGCUACCUGACUCCUUUGAAACAUUUUCUCCGUGAAGAACUAGACAUUUUCGUAAACGACUGUACCCAUAACAAAAAGCGAUGAGAACACGUCAUGCUCGGACGACGUCACUGUCACACGAAUGAAAGUUGUAUAUUUACAAGCCGACGCACACAUAGGGCCGCGCGCAAAUCUGAGUUGAACUAUCUAUACCUAUUUGCCAAGUUAGUAAGUCUGACUCAUAUCAAGACCAUUGAUCUUGAUUUAAUUGGUUGCACUAAGUUUAGAAACUGUUUUAUGCAUAUCUUGAACGAUCCCAUUCCAAGUAAUAAGCGGCUUCAAAUCAGAAUUGCAAUAUUUGAUCACAUUCCACGUCCCGUAGCUUUAAGUAACACAAUUCCGCCAUUAUUGAAAUCGCGUCCAAUGCAAAAUGCUAAACAAAAGAUCAUACGUUGCCAUGUAUUGUUUUUUAAUGUUAUUUGUAUAUUUUACGAGUAUUUAAGUUUAUUAGCGGUUAGCGUAGUCGCCAUGGUGAGUGCCAAUACGACACAAUAUGUGGUAUAUUUAUAAUAAUUAUACAUAAAUAAUUGUUAAGAAUUUUAAUAAAAAUCUGAUAGUGAGA
Molecule: messenger RNA, 6719 nt
Organism: Helicoverpa armigera (cotton bollworm)
Lineage: Eukaryota; Metazoa; Arthropoda; Insecta; Lepidoptera; Noctuidae
Gene: HPS4
Exons: 11
Coding region: 182-2731 (849 amino acids)
Biological process (GO): vesicle-mediated transport; protein targeting; melanosome assembly
Cellular component (GO): lysosomal membrane; BLOC-3 complex; cytoplasmic vesicle
Molecular function (GO): small GTPase binding; guanyl-nucleotide exchange factor activity
Source: RefSeq, a predicted model, not a curated record